Striga asiatica is the source of this 372-nucleotide messenger RNA. The record is from the annotation of a GenBank genome assembly. NCBI's taxonomy places the organism in Eukaryota, Viridiplantae, Streptophyta, Magnoliopsida, Lamiales, Orobanchaceae.
AUGGCUUUUAUUGGCCUCUCAUUAAAUGGAGCUGGCAUUGACACUUCUGGGGAUUUAGGGGUGGUAAUGAGAGGGCUGGAAGAAGAGCCCUUAGUUGAGGAUUUGAUUGUGGGAUUUGAGUCUGCUUUCUUAACGCGAUUGUUCAUUCACAAAGCCGAAAGGGUACGUAGGGGCCGUGGGCCUGGUAGUCGCAAUUUGUCGACUAGAGCCACGAUUGCUCGUUCGCUUCUGUCACUCGUCGGAGCCGCGAUUGCCCGUCCGCUUCUAUCACUCGUCGGAGUUGCUUCUGUUAGUCGUUGGAGUUGUGAUUUAGGGUUGGGAGCCUUUUCCUGGGCUACACUAGUUGAGAGGUUCCAGUGGUUUAGAGUGUAG